CUUCGGCGGAACCGCCGGACCCUCGAGUAGCGGCGGCAAGAACUUUGGCGUCGAGCUGCCCUCGCUCGACUGGCAGGGCCUCAAGCGGACGUGCGAGCGGCUGAAGAGCUGCCUGCAAGGGCGUGGCGAUGUUCCGGCUCCGGGUGGGCCGCCUCCACGGCCAGACUACCUGAGCAAGAAGCGGCUGCAGAUGGAGGAGUUUAUUGAGGCGCUGCGCCACGAGAUCUUUUACCAGUACAACGCCGCGCGCGCCGACCCGCAAGGCUACGCCGACACGACGCCCGGCUUGCCGCCGGCGGCCGCCGCACGGCUGAGAGCGAGGCAAGCGGUGCCGCCCUUUGCUGCCAUCUCUGGCGAGCUGACAGGCGAGGCGAUGAAGAAGGUGGCGCGGCUGGGCUAUGUCGAGGAGGAGCCGGACGAGAGACUCGGCGAGAAGCCGUACCUGCACUGCCUCGGCCGCGGGGGCAGGACCGACCAGAUGGACGAGAUGCGGGACGUUGUCGCCAACGCGACUGCGGUGAUCGCCGAGCUGCUGCUCGACGAGGACAAGCUGCCCGUCGCCUUUGACCCCUUCUUCACCGGCCUCGGCGUCGCCAUCGGCCCCAACCGAAAACACGGCACCGUCACCUGCAUCCACCUCGCGGAAGAGUGGGAGGACGACGACGACGUGCCAGACAUCUUUGGCGUCGGAAUGUGCCGCUGCUGCGUCUCGGGCAAGGGCAUCAUCAAACUCGAGGUUGAGUUCGUGCCGUGCUCCGUCAUGUGAGCGGCCGGCGCAGGCGCUUUGUACAACGUAGAGGCCGGGCGGGCGCCGGCGCGGCCUCAUUGCGCGGUUUACUGCUCAGGUUCCCGUCCCCCAGAGCACCGGAGCGCCGAGGUGCCAAGGGCCGCUGUAUGUAUGUAUCGAAGGUGAAGAACAGCCAUUAAUAAAA
This is a messenger RNA of Emiliania huxleyi CCMP1516, 932 nucleotides long. RefSeq lists its product as hypothetical. The transcript is spliced from 5 exons. The record is from RefSeq and is a predicted model, not a curated record. The coding region runs from base 191 to 766 and encodes 191 amino acids. NCBI's taxonomy places the organism in Eukaryota, Haptophyta, Isochrysidales, Noelaerhabdaceae.